UUUAGCUGCAGCUGCAGCUGCAAGCAGCACGAACUAUAUAUUUAGAUCCCACGCACUGCCGGUGGCGCUCCCAUCCACACCUUGAACAACAAGUAUACCAAGUCAACUCCAUCCAGGCCACUUGAAACCGAAAUCAAGCAACCAACCAUCCCACCCCCCCAUGGAUACCCCAUCCCCAUGCCCCUUCUGCACCAUCGCCCACACAUCCCCGCCUCUCCCCCCGACAACGUUUCUCCCCCAAAACAGCGAUCCCAAGAAUGCCUCCCACCCAGCGACGCCCGCUACGACCACCACAUCCCCACAUUCAGCUCUGGACACCAGGACGGCCCACCUCAUCCUCUCGACCCCGUCCCUCCUCGCCUUCCUGGACAUUAUGCCUCUGACGCGGGGCCAUCUCCUCCUCGUCACGCGGGAGCAUUACGAGAAGCUGGGCGAUGUCGGGGUGGGGGUUAGUCGGGAGAUCGGCCAAUGGCUCCCCGUCCUCUCGCGGGUGGUGAUGCGGACGCUUUUCGGGAAGGGGGCGGGUGCGGAUGCAGCGGAUUGGCAUUGGAAUGUGGUGCAGAAUAAUGGCGUCCGAGCAGCGCAGCAGGUGCCACAUGUGCAUUUCCAUGUGAUUCCGCGACCGGAAUACAGUAGUGGUUCCGGGGUUGGGCGGCCGAGUUUUGUGAUGUUUGGGCGCGGGCAGAGGGAGGAGUUGGAUGAGGAGGAGGGGGAGGCGUUGGCGCGGGCGUUGCGGGGGGAGUUGGCGAGGGAGGUGGUCCAUGUCAGGGAAGUGGAGGGGGUGGAUUUGGACGUGGGGUUCGGGGUUGGGAGGGAGAGGAGGGGGAAGCUUUAG
Messenger RNA from Aspergillus uvarum CBS 121591, 835 nucleotides. Its product is annotated as HIT-like protein. Gene Ontology annotation, biological process: nucleotide metabolic process. Gene Ontology annotation, molecular function: catalytic activity. Bases 161 to 835 code for a protein of 224 amino acids. The record is from RefSeq and is a predicted model, not a curated record. Lineage: Eukaryota; Fungi; Ascomycota; Eurotiomycetes; Eurotiales; Aspergillaceae. The transcript is spliced from 3 exons.